Messenger RNA from Neltuma alba, 1161 nucleotides. RefSeq names its product putative F-box protein At5g62660. The transcript has a single exon. NCBI's taxonomy places the organism in Eukaryota, Viridiplantae, Streptophyta, Magnoliopsida, Fabales, Fabaceae. Gene Ontology annotation, molecular function: protein binding. The record is from RefSeq and is a predicted model, not a curated record. Bases 1 to 1161 code for a protein of 386 amino acids.
AUGGAUAGCCACGUACCAUUUCUUCCCCGAGAUAUCAUCACAAACAUUCUCAAACGACUUCCUGUGAAAUUCCCAAUCCGAUUUCGAUGUGUGUGCAAAGAUUGGAAAAAUCUCCUCAAAACCCCAUCUUUCAUAUCAGCCCACCUCCACCACUCCCAGAAUCAAAACCCUUUUCUUCUUUUCACCCGAUUUAAUGGAGAUCAUACGCUCUUUGAUUUGCUGGAUUGCAGUAUGCAACAACUUGUUGAAGUUCAGAACGUUCCUGUGAUCGAAUGGGUCAGGGAUAGACUGGUCAGUUCCUGCAAUGGCUUGCUCUGUUUUCGAAUCGAUCCUUCUCUUACAUCUCCUCCUUCCUUUUUAUUAUGGAAUCCGGCAGCUAGUGAGGUUAGACAGGUGCCCGGACCUCUUACUGAUUUUGAUGGUCUUUUCUUUGUUGGAUUUGGAUUCAACCCUAUUCUUUAUGAUUACCAGAUUGUGAUAAAUUAUGGGACUCAUUUUUCUCGCGAGGUGAAACGAGUGGAAGUGUAUUCUUUGAGUGUAGGAUCAUGGAAGGAAAUAGAAUUUGAUGAGAACUUAUUAGAGGGCAUAAGUCUCAGGCUCGAAAGUAUAACUGUUAAUGGAGUCAUCUUUUGGUUGGCCUCAAAGCAGAUGAUGAAGGGUGACGAUGGAGACGAUGAUGCUCAUAUGAUAGUUUCAUUUAACAUAGCAAUGGAAGUAUUUGCACUUAUUCAAAUUCCUGUAUCGGACUCUCCUAGGCUUACUGUGUAUGAGCGGAAACCUGCUCUUCUAGUUUCAACUGUAAGUGAAAAUUUCAAAUCUUUUAUUGAUUUGUGGGUGAUGGAAGAGGAAACAGGUUUAUCAUCAAAGGGAAUGUGGACUUGGAACAAGAAAUAUACCAGUGACAUUUUUCCAUGUUUCUUAUCUCCGUUGACUAUUUGGAGAAGUCAAAUUGUCUGCAAUGUCGUAAAGCCUGAUGAACUCUUUCCUGGAACUAAUCGUGAGGAGAUGAAGGAUGAACCUGCAACUUUUUUAUAUCUAUUCAAUCUCACUACUAAUGAAUUGAAGAUGUUUCCUACUGGCAGGUUGUUCCCAGAUGAUGAUAUUUUCAAUUAUUGUGAAAGCCUAGAACCUUUGGAUAAUCGCCAAGUUGAAGAGCCUUGA